CAUGCGCGGAAGCAGGGGGGGCCCAAGCGGCGGGCUCGUCAUCUGCCCCGCGGGGUGUUGCGGUGCGGGUGUCGCUGAGGGGCGGGGGCACCGCGUUUGUGGUCGUCAUGGGCGAGACCGAGAAGCUGUAUUAUGUGUAUAGCUGCGACCUGGACAUGAACGUGCAGCUGAAGAUAGGAAGUCUGGAAGGGAAAAGAGAACAGAAGAGUUACAAAGCUCUCUUGGAAGACCCAAUGCUGAAGUUCUCAGGACUGUAUCAAGAGACUUGCUCUGACUUGUAUGUAACUUGUCAGGUGUUUGCAGAAGGGAAGCCUCUUGCUCUUCCAGUUAGAACUUCCUACAAAGCGUUUAGCACUAGGUGGAACUGGAAUGAGUGGCUGAAACUGCCUGUGAAGUAUCCAGACUUGCCUCGCAAUGCUCAGGUGGCUCUAACCAUUUGGGAUGUGUAUGGGCCUGGUAAAGCAGUUCCUGUUGGAGGAACAACAGUCUCACUCUUUGGGAAAUAUGGUAUGUUUCGUCAAGGAAUGCAUGAUUUGAAAGUCUGGCCCAAUGUAGAAGCUGAUGGCUCGGAACCCACCAGAACUCCUGGGAGAACCAGCAGCACAGUCUCUGAAGAUCAAAUGAGCCGCUUGGCAAAGCUCACAAAAUCUCAUAGACAAGGUCACAUGGUGAAAGUGGACUGGCUGGACAGACUGACCUUUAGAGAAAUAGAAAUGAUCAAUGAGAGGGAGAAACGAAGUUCUAAUUUUAUGUACCUGAUGAUUGAAUUCCGUUGCGUCAAGAGUGAUGAUAAAGAAUAUGGAAUAGUUUACUACGAAAAGGAUGGUGAUGAGUCAUCCCCAGUUUUAACAAGUUCUGAAAUUGUUAAGAUUCCAGAUCCACAAAUGUCUAUGACAGUGCCUAAGUACAGUUCUAGAAAAGAUUUCCAUUAUUGUGGAUGCCAAUUCAGUGGGACUGGUAUUGGCAGCUUUGGGAACCUUAAUGAAAACUUAGUAGAAAGCAAACAUCACAAGCUUGCUCGAAGCUUAAGAAGUGGACCUUCUGACCAUGAUCUGAAGCCUAAUGCAGCAACUCGAGAUCAGCUUAAUAUCAUUGUGAGUUAUCCGCCAACAAAACAGCUAACAUAUGAGGAACAAGAUCUAGUUUGGAAAUUCAGAUAUUACCUUACUAACCAGGAGAAGGCCUUGACAAAAUUCUUAAAAUGUGUUAACUGGGACCUACCGCAAGAGGCAAAGCAAGCACUGGAGCUACUGGGCAAGUGGAAACCAAUGGAUGUGGAGGACUCCUUAGAACUUCUGUCAUCUCACUUCACAAAUCCAACAGUACGACGAUAUGCUGUUGCUAGACUUCAGCAGGCUGAUGAUGAGGAUUUACUGAUGUACCUGCUGCAGCUCGUCCAGGCAUUGAAAUACGAAAACUUUGAUGACAUAAAAAAUGGACUGGAACCUAGCAAGAGGGAUAGUCAAGGUUCAAUGUCAGAAAGCAUGACAACAUCUGGAACUAAUGGUACAGAAAUAGACAGUUCCCAGAUCAUGACUCCUAUUCCAUCUGUCUCCUCACCACCUCUAACUUCAAAAACGAAGGAACCUGCAGACAAUGAGAACCUUGAUCAAGACCUUUGCACUUUCUUGAUAUCACGAGCAUGCAAAAAUUCUACGUUGGCAAACUACUUAUACUGGUAUGUAAUUGUGGAAUGCGAAGACCAAGACACUCAGCAGAGGGACCCAAAGACUCAUGAAAUGUACUUAAAUGUUAUGAGAAGAUUCAGUCAAGCUUUGCUAAAGGGUGAUAAGUCUGUCAGGGUUAUGCGUUCAUUAUUGGCAGCUCAGCAGACAUUUGUGGAUCGGCUGGUUCAUGUAAUGAAAGCAGUGCAGCGUGAAAGCGGGAAUCGUAAGAAAAAGAAUGAGAGGCUUCAGGCAUUGUUAGCAGAUAACGAGAAGAUGAAUUUAGCAGAUAUGGAACUUAUUCCUCUUCCUCUGGAACCUCAGGUGAAAAUUAAAGGAAUAAUCCCUGAAAAAGCCACACUCUUCAAGAGUGCCUUAAUGCCUGCUCAGUUAUUCUUCAAGACAGAAGAUGGCGGCAAAUAUCCUGUAAUUUUUAAGCAUGGAGAUGAUCUACGUCAAGAUCAACUUAUUCUUCAGAUUAUUUCACUUAUGGAUAAGCUGCUAAGGAAAGAAAACCUGGAUUUGAAGCUGACGCCAUAUAAAGUGCUGGCAACUAGUACAAAACAUGGCUUCAUGCAGUUUAUUCAGUCAGUGCCAGUUGCAGAAGUUCUUGCUACUGAGGAAAGUAUACAGAACUUCUUUAGGAAGCAUGCACCCAGUGAGACUGGACCUCAUGGGAUAAGUGCAGAGGUGAUGGACACAUAUGUUAAGAGUUGUGCUGGUUAUUGUGUAAUUACUUAUAUCCUUGGAGUUGGAGACAGACAUCUGGAUAAUCUUUUACUAACAAAAACAGGGAAACUAUUCCAUAUUGACUUUGGGUAUAUUUUGGGCCGGGACCCUAAACCUUUACCUCCCCCGAUGAAGCUGAAUAAGGAGAUGGUGGAAGGCAUGGGAGGCACACAGAGUGAACAGUACCAGGAGUUCCGUAAGCAAUGCUACACAGCCUUUCUCCAUCUCCGCAGGUACUCCAACUUGAUCUUGAACUUAUUUUCCCUUAUGGUGGAUGCCAACAUUCCAGAUAUUGCUCUUGAGCCUGACAAGACUGUAAAAAAGGUACAGGACAAGUUCCGUUUGGAUCUUUCUGAUGAAGAAGCUGUCCAUUAUAUGCAGAGCCUAAUUGAUGAGAGCGUCCAUGCCCUCUUUGCAGCUGUGGUGGAACAAAUUCAUAAGUUUGCACAGUACUGGAGAAAAUAAUCCUUUUGUGGGUGGAAACAAGCCUCAGCAAACAUCCAAGUAUAAAGUUCUCAAGCCUUUAUGGAUUUCACCAAACAGUUUUGGAUGGCAGAAGUUUAAGACUUUGGAGAGUGGAGAACUGGGAGCUCAGGAGAAGCUUUUUGAGUCUUUGUUCUUUGAAGGUUUAAAAAUAACUCUUUUUUUUAAUUUUUUUUUUUUUUUUUUUUUUAUGAGGAGUGUUUGUUUAUACCAUCCAUCAGGCAUGGGUACUCUGGAAUUUCUUUCUGGUGUAAUGUAUGAACCUCAAAGGUUGAGGUACACAACUUCCUCCCAGUUUACCUGGAAGAGGCUGGGUUUGAUGGCAAUAUUUUCUUAUUUAAAAACUGAAAUAGAUACUGUGCUGGUUAUGUGUAUGUACAAAGUGCAGCAGUCAAGGUAACUGUUCUUCACUGCAGAGAAAAACGGGAUUGUAAACCACUCUCCUCCUCCUCCUACCAACUUUGUUCCAGGAGUAAGUUUGAAAUAUGAUUUGUAUGAUCCUUUCUUUCCAACCUUGGGCAACGUUAUCAUUUAGAAAGGACAAUCAUUUCUUCCCUGCUUACAAAAAUGUUUUUAUCUGCUGAUAAGUUAGCCAGCUGUAGGCAGUCAAUUAAAUGAUCACUAACCGGCUCAGCAACCGUAAUGCACUGUAAGCAGUUCAGUAUUUCACACUUUAACUCUGAAUGUUUUCUGUGCAGUGAUUACCUAUUCUUGACUCUAAUAAACUCUUUGCUAUUACAGUCUU
This is a messenger RNA of Coturnix japonica (Japanese quail), 3621 nucleotides long. It is a transcript of the gene PIK3C3, whose product is annotated as phosphatidylinositol 3-kinase catalytic subunit type 3. Gene Ontology annotation, molecular function: 1-phosphatidylinositol-3-kinase activity. Lineage: Eukaryota; Metazoa; Chordata; Aves; Galliformes; Phasianidae. Gene Ontology annotation, cellular component: endosome; phagophore assembly site; phosphatidylinositol 3-kinase complex, class III, type I. The record is from RefSeq and is a predicted model, not a curated record. Gene Ontology annotation, biological process: endocytosis; phosphatidylinositol-mediated signaling; phosphatidylinositol-3-phosphate biosynthetic process.